AUGGCUGGUGAUGAUCCCGGAAGGGGUGGACGUCCGGAUGGGCAGGACGGUGACCUUCAGUUCCUUGAUACUCUUCAUUCUUUGAAGAGCAGGAACGGCCUCUACCUGCAGGAACUGGCUGGUCUAUAUGAGGCUGGUCUGGGUGAUGGAGCUCUGGACAGGUUCUUCUUUUCCACCCCGCUCAGGGACCCGAAUGUCGCCCUCCAGAGUCCGGAGGCACACACAAGGGCCAGGGCCAGGAAAAGCUGCAAUGCUGUCACCUUCACAGUACCAGAACCAUUUCAGAUGAGUGUGCGGGAGAGGGAGAGUCCUCAAGCCUGGGCCGAUCCCGACCCGGACAUGAAGCAGGAAGACAUCGAAUGCUAUAAGCAGUUCCGGGCCCAGCCUGUCCCAGCUCAGGUCCUCCUUCCCCUCUACAAUGACAUCAUGGAGCAACAAGAUGAGCGCAGGAAGUCCGACAUACAGAGGAGAAAAGAGCAGCUGAUGGCCAUGCAAAAACCAUUUCACUUCUUAUCAGAAGAGAGGAAGAAGUCACAUGAGCGACCAGUGACGGCCCCGGCCCAAAAAUCCCCGAGUGUCAUCAAAGCCAUUCCCAAAUCUGUACUGGACCCAUCAGUCAGCGAUCGACUAAAAGAAGCAGAACUCCUCCGGAAGAUCAAUAGUCAGUUAAGAGCAAAGGAAUUGCUGCAAAGUUCCUCUGCUCCCGUAACUCUGACCCGUCACUCCAGAGACCCCAAUUCCAGAACCUCCCUGAAAUGCAAAGAGCAGCACCUUGCUUUCCUGCAACAGAACCUCACUUUCCAGCCUCGCACAAACCCGGCCGUCCCCGACUUCCAGGAGCUUUACAAGAACUUCCAGAGACUUUCUCUCUCCAGGCAAACCGUGCGAGAACCUACCGAGACCAAACCCUUCAAUUUCCUCACAUCCAACCAGAGGCACCGAAAGAAACCGAGCCGUACCGAGAGAGAACAGGAUGAAGAGCAACCCCGUGUCCCACCCUCCCGUCACCUGUCCAGCUUGUCACCCAACACCCUUCCCGUGUACAUAACAGACAGCACCAAGAGGAGGGAGGCCUCCAUCAGAUUUUCACUACAAGACCAGGAGUGCAAGAGUGCUGAACGGGAAAAGUGGCUCCAGAAACACCGACAGAGAUCGCUGGCUAUGCAGCGCUCCGUCUCCCGCCGCGCCAAAGCUUUAGAUCCGCACAAACCGCUGGCAGAUACCAACAGACACAAACUGAGAGAGAACCAGGUGUCUGAUUUGAAGAGAAGUCAGGAAUAUCAGAUGGAAUUGGAGCAGAUGAAGAGUCGGGUGAGGAGGAGAGCGUUCCUUUUUGAACAAGUCUGGAAGGGAUCUGCAGUGAAGGAAGCAGAACGUAGAUUCACUCACACUCUGCGACAGGCCGGACUGACUGAAGAGUUUGUGCAGCAGAAGGGAAAUGUGGAUGAGGAGAUGGCAGACAGAUACGAGCACCAAGAUGAUGAAGAGCCGUGA
Molecule: messenger RNA, 1494 nt
Organism: Nanorana parkeri
Lineage: Eukaryota; Metazoa; Chordata; Amphibia; Anura; Dicroglossidae
Gene: FAM161B
Product: family with sequence similarity 161 member B
Exons: 7
Coding region: 1-1494 (497 amino acids)
Biological process (GO): cilium organization
Cellular component (GO): cilium
Source: RefSeq, a predicted model, not a curated record